This is a messenger RNA of Penicillium malachiteum, 1560 nucleotides long. Its product is annotated as major facilitator superfamily domain-containing protein. Gene Ontology annotation, biological process: transmembrane transport. Bases 1 to 1560 code for a protein of 519 amino acids. The transcript is spliced from 6 exons. Lineage: Eukaryota; Fungi; Ascomycota; Eurotiomycetes; Eurotiales; Aspergillaceae. Gene Ontology annotation, molecular function: transmembrane transporter activity. The record is from RefSeq and is a predicted model, not a curated record.
AUGGGUUUAGGUAUUCUAGAAACGAAGUCGGAGCAUGUGCCAGGAACGGCGCCUUUGAGUGGUGGUCACGACUCUGAAACUUACACUGGUAUUGACCCCAGUUUACUAAAAUACGAUAGCACAGGUAAAAUAGUGCUUGUACCUCAGCCUUCUGAAUCUCCUAAUGACCCUUACAACUGGUCCCGGACAAAGAAGGAGCUUUUUACAAUUGCGUACGGAUGGGGUUGCGGCUGUGUCGGUGCUGUCGGUCCUCUGCUUGGAGGAGCAUUUGUGCCUCUGGCCGAAGAGUUCAACGUGUCAUUGUCAACCUUCAUCUCUGCUGUUCAGGGUGGCGCCAUUGUAGCGAUCGCUGUGGGAAGCCUCCUCUUCAACUCUCUAGCCGUCAAGUAUGGGAAACGCCCCGUUUACCUUGGAACAACUCUUGGACUCACUAUAUCCUGCUUCUGGGCCGCCGGCGCAAAGAGCUUUGAAUCUUUCGUUGCAGCCAGAGUCUUCUGUGGACUUUGCAUGGCACCGAUGGAGGCUUUGGUCCCAGCUUCUAUUUCCGACAUAUGGCAUGUUCAUGAGCGAGGAUUCCGAACCGCAAUUUUCAACCUUGGUGUCUUAGGUGGUAUCAACCUAGCCGUCCCAAUUGCUGCUGCAAUUAUUCAGUAUUCUUCAUACCAUGAGGCAUUAUACGGCAUGGGUGGAGCCUUUGCACUGACCUUUAUCCUGGUGUUCAUUUGGAUGCCUGAAUCGGCCUUCAAACGAGAUGCUCUGAACAUUGACACAGGACGGAACGAUGUCAACAUCGAUUCAAAGGAAAUGGUAGAAGAGUCUGAGCUUCAAGUUUCGACACGCACACUGUCUCCACCCGAAGAAGUCGAAAAGCGUAUUUCGUGGCUCCAGGAACUGUCACCUUGGAGUGGCUAUGUCAAUCAUGUUCCAUUUUCGAAUACUAUUAUUCGACCUUUUUACUUACUGGCAUCACCGCCUGUGUUAUGGGCCGUCUUUCUCUUCACAAUUUGCAUCUCAUGGCUUGUUGGUGUAUCUCUUGUCAUCUCACAGAUUUUCUCCGCGCCACCAUAUAACUUCUCGGUCAUCGCUGUUGGAGCAACAAACUUGUCAUCCUUUGUGGCAUCUGUACUUGGCACAAUCGUGUCAGGUCCUCUUAUUGACGGUCUUGUCACUAGGAUGUCCAAGAGGAACGGUGGCAUCUUUGAACCGGAAUUCCGCCUUCCCAUUAUGUUGACAUAUCUUCUUUUCACCUCGACUGGUUUCUUCGCCUGGGGCCAGUCCUCCGCAGUGCAAGAUCCUUGGCCUGUCCCCGUGAUUGUUGGCUUAGGAUUAAUCAACUUUGGAGCGCAACUAGGAACUACCGGUGUUGUCACUUAUGUGGUGGACUGUCACCGUGAGAAGGCUGGUGAAGCAUUUGCAACAAUGAAUUUUGUGAAGAAUAUGUUCUCUUUCGGGUUGACAUUUUACAUGAAUGAUUGGAUUGACAGCCAAGGGGUUCGCAAUUGCUUCUUCACGAUUGGUGGAAUCACUAUCGGUGUCACUUUAUUGACGAUUCCAAUGUGA